Labrus bergylta (ballan wrasse) is the source of this 3265-nucleotide messenger RNA. RefSeq names its product synaptophysin b (gene sypb). Lineage: Eukaryota; Metazoa; Chordata; Actinopteri; Labriformes; Labridae. Gene Ontology annotation, cellular component: presynaptic active zone; synaptic vesicle; synaptic vesicle membrane. The record is from RefSeq and is a predicted model, not a curated record.
CCCCUCCUCUCCUGGUCUCUUCCAGAUGAGACGCCUCCCUCCCUCCCUCCGCCCCUCUGAUCCUCUUAUCAGCGAGUAAGCGCCCAAGAUGGACGUUGUAAACCAGUUGGUGGCCCAAGGGCAAUUCACAAUAAUCAAACAACCUCUGGGAUUUAUAAAAAUUCUUCAAUGGAUCUUUGCAAUCUUCGCCUUCUCAACAUGUGGAAGUUACUCCGGCAUGUUCAAGAUGAGCGUGGAGUGUAAAAACCGGUCGGAGAGUGAUCUAGACAUAGACGUAGAAUUCGAAUAUCCCUUCAGGCUCCAUCAGGUUUACUUUGAUGCCCCCACCUGUAAGGGAGGGAACCCCGAACGUCUGUUCCUGGUGGGAGACUACUCCUCCUCGGCGGAGUUCUUUGUCACCAUCGCUGUCUUCUCCUUCCUGUACUCUAUGGCGGCCCUCUCUGUGUACUGCUUCGUACUGGAGAAGUACCGCGAAAACUGCAAGGGGCCUCAAAUUGACUUUGUGAUUUCGUCGGUAUUUGCCUUUAUGUGGCUGGUGUCGGCAUGUGCUUGGGCUAAAGGCUUGUCAGAUGUGAAAACAGCCACUGAUCCAGAGAGGGUCAUCACUCUUAUCACAGCCUGUGAUGAACAGGAGAACCGCUGCCGUGAGAUAUACAACCCCAAGGUCUCUGGACUCAACACCUCUGUGGCUUUUGGCUUCAUCAACCUGAUCCUGUGGAUAGGAAACCUGUGGUUUGUCUUCAAGGAGACUGGCUGGCUGGCUGCCUUCGGUGGAACAUACGUCCCAUCGCAGGAGAAGCAGCCUGCCCCCGAUUCCUUUGGCCAGGCAGGAUAUGGUCAGCAGGACCCCUACGCCGGCUCCCAGGGAGGGUACCAGCCAGAAUACGGCCAGCAGGGCGGCUACAGUGAGGACGGAGGUUACAGCCAGGGCUAUGAGCAGCAGCAGCAGCCCACCUCCUUCGCCAAUCAAAUGUGAGCCUGCCCAGCCAAACUACAGCUGCAACUGCAGGAUGGGUGACCUUGUGAUUUCGGACGGUGGCUCUCGACGACCACCUGUGUUUCCACACUCCUCUGUGUGUCUGUUUGUGUAUCUGUGAGUUGACAGGUGGCGGGAGGGAGGCAUGGAGGGCAAGAAACUGCUGGGGCCAGGGGAGGGGAUCCCACCUGGAGAGCAGGAUUUUUUGGGGGGUGGGGAAAUAAGGGGGAAAAUGGGUCUUUGCUGUAACAUGAUGUUUAUUCUCGUGAUGUAUUUAACUGUAGAAGACAACAGAGGAUUGUCUGUUUGGUUAUACGAGAAAAACUUGAAUACAAAUACCAAAACAUUCGUUGACGAACAUUUAAGAGAAAUCUUGUAAUGGAAAAGACUUACAUUUAUGGAGAAAAAAAAUUGUAGUAAUCUUUAACUUGGGAGAAUGUAUUUGUCUGUGCUGUGUAAAUAUUAACAUGCUGAUAUAUAUGAUUAUAUGUACACAGUUGAAUAAUUGUGCCCUCCAUAUAAGUUGUUAUACAACAAAUGUUGAGCACAGAGUUAUUCAAUUGCAUUAACUUUGGUUCUGUUUAGGAGCUCACAUAGUUUGGCCCUUGCCCAUCAUUUCCCUUAAAUCACUCAUACCACCAUAGUAUUUUUAUUUGUUCAUCUCAAAGUCUAUGAACAGCUUUUUUUAAAUUUGUCAUUAUUGUCUUUUAUUUGAUCAGCAACAAUAACUGGAUUUAAGAAACGUGGGUAAAGGCUGCAAACAGAUAUAAUAGAAAAUAUGGAAAGUACAGAAUUAUCAGCAUAAGUAGGGAGCAGAAAAAGAGUAAUAUAUAGUAGAUGAAAGAAAAUAGAAGAUAGCAGAGGGUUGUUUCAGCUUUAUGUUUUUAUAUAUAUUUUUCCAUCAAAUAUUGCUGUCAAGCAAGGACGAUCUCUUGAGAGACACAGAAUAUUUUAAAUUCCUGACGUAGAAAAUCAGAACUUGCAUAGGGUUAAGAAAAUUAGUGAGCAUGGUAGCAUCAUCUCUUAUUUGCUGUGCUGUUUCUGAAACUGCUAUAGUGUGCUAUCAGUAUGAAAAUUGUGAAUCAGGGCCGUGGAUACUAAGUUUUAGCAAUGUGUGUUUGUUUAAUUGUUUGGAUUUUGUGUAACGGCAUCGAAAACAAAAUGUUGUCAAUGAACCUCGUCCUGUUUUGAUCGCCUUUUAUGUGGUCCAGAAAGUUGUCAGACAGAGUCAUAUAGUUUUUUAAACUAGUGUUUCUAUCACAGUGACGUACAUACUCACGCUAACAAGAACUGUAUUAGGUAAAUGACACUUUAAAGAAGUUAGUUACGCCAUGGUAAACACUUCAAUAUGAGGCCGUCUGAACAAUAUGUCUCCAUAUAUACUUCUCCUGCGUCCUCAAUCUUAAUUUAUCUUCUGAAGGCAAUUAACUGCAUGCGUCCUUAUAUCCUAAAGCAUCCCUAAACACAAUUGAGAGGCUAUAGGGCUCAAGGCUGGUACAUUUGAUCCAGGUUAGUGGUUACUGCACAACACAUAUACAGUACGUACAGCGGCUCUGCUAUAAUCUAUUCAAAGCACAAAGUAAGUGCUGCAAUAAAUACGUCUUCACAGUAUAGAUACACCUGUCCCACUGCCAGGCCUCUGUUUUAGAUUUAUAAGAUCUUGUUUGCUCAAUGGUAAGAGCUGUUUCUUGCCUGGUAGGGUGGGGAAUUAACAUUUGAAAAUGUGAACCAGCUGCUGAAAGAAAAAUGUUUCAGAGUAAAUCAUUAUAUGUGUCUGAAAUCUACCAGCCACUUUCAUGUUUUACCAGCAUUUGGCUGGUGACUGGGGCUAAAUUUCCUACCCACAGUCCUCUUCAGGAUGGAAUGGUUUCCAACUCCAGUAUAUCAAUCCAUUGCACAGCCUUGGAUUCCCUCUUCUCAUUAAAAAAAACUAAAAAAUCUUUAAUUCGGACAAUGUAGAAGCACCUGGCUUUCUCUUUUACUAUCGACCCCUCUUCUCACCUCUGUUAAUUUUUCUCUCUCCUUCAUUGUAGCUCUUAUAAAUAUGCUGAAAUUAAAUAUACUCUGUUGUUAGUGGUGAAUGAUGUCUUGUGAUACUCUCUCUAAGCCUUUGGAUAGUGCUGUGUUUAUUGUGUAUGAUGUAUUCAUAUUAGCAUUUAUGAUAAUGAUAAGUCAGAGAAAAAAAAAUGAUCCAAGACUCUCCAGAAUUCUUCUGUAUUCUUAUUAUAUGGGAUCCAUGUGAAACUAAAUGAAAUAAACAUGAAAUUAUUCUGUUGAAGGUAAAAAAUA